CAUUUCGAACUGUCCCUUAAAAAAGGAGAUAAGUAUUGGGAGGAAAUAAUCUAAAAAUGUUGCAAUGCGCCCGCGAGCAUCGCGGAAGUUCAUGCAAGUAAUGUCAUAUUGUCAUAUGACUUGUACGGAUUGGGAGCAAGCAUGUUGCUAAUCCUUGGAUAAAAGUGGACCUAAACGGCGAAUGAUAUCCAGACCAAAAACGAAAUGGAGGAGAUAAGAAUAUCUCCUGAUUAUAACUGGUUUAGAAGCACAGUGCCACUGAAAAAAAUUAUAGUGGAUGACGACGACAGCAAGGUAUGGUCCUUGUAUGAUGCAGGCCCAAAGAGCAUAAGGUGUCCCAUCAUAUUCCUUCCUCCUGUUAGUGGGACUGCAGAGGUGUUCUUCCAGCAGGUUCUAGCCCUGACAGGCUGGGGCUACAGAGUGAUUUCACUGCAGUAUCCUGUGUACUGGGAUCUCUUAGAAUUCUGCGACGGCUUUCGGAAACUUCUUGAUCACCUGCAGUUGGACAAGGUCCAUUUAUUUGGUGCUUCUUUGGGAGGCUUCCUGGCACAGAAGUUUGCAGAGUGCACACACAAGUCCCCCAGAGUCCACUCUCUGAUUCUGUGCAACUCCUUCAGUGAUACCUCCAUCUUCAACCAGACAUGGACAGCCAACAGUUUUUGGUUGAUGCCUGCCUUCAUGUUGAAGAAGAUUGUCCUGGGGAACUUUGCUAAAGGACCUGUUGACCCCAAGAUGGCUGAUGCAAUCGACUUCAUGGUUGAUAGAUUGGAGAGCCUGAACCAGAGUGAGCUAGCUUCCAGGCUAACGCUCAACUGUCAGAACUCGUACGUGGAGCCACACAAGAUCAAGGAUUUGGCUGUCACCAUCGUGGAUGUGUUUGACCAGAGUGCCCUGUCACAUGAGGCGAAAGAAGAAAUGUAUAAGCUGUACCCAAAUGCCAGACGGGCUCACCUCAAAACGGGUGGAAACUUCCCUUACCUGUGCCGGAGUGCUGAGGUCAACCUUUACAUACAGAUCCACUUGCGGCAGUUCCAUGGGACUCGCUACGCCGCUAUCAGCCCAGCUAUGGUGAGUGCUGAGGAGCUGGAGGUGCAGAAGAGCAACCUGAUGAAUAGCGAUGAUGACUAAUGAUGAGACUACGUUACCCAGCAGCCUCACUUCUAGCUCUGACCGACAGCCCAAAACCUAAAAAUUGGGAUUGGCUUAUUUUGAAUCUGUGCGGAGAACUAUGGAAAAUAAGUUUCCCUGACCAGCAAAACAGCCAAGAACAUCUCAACCAUAGAAAUAGUGACUAGAGAUUUCUCUAUUUCUAUGACCUGAAGCAUCACUACUGCCAAUUUGCUGUCAUUGGUGGUCACACAUGGACCUAAGGAACCACUUGUUCCAAAAUAUUUCCUGAACUUCUUUUCUUUUUGGUAAAUUUUUUUCUAUAAUAUUGAAUACAAUCAAUCCACAAGGUGAACGGAUACUAUUUUUACUUUGCAGGAAAAAAAACCAAUAUUUUAAUAAUCACUUAUUGUAAAUAGAGCGUGAUUGGCUACAUUGAGAAGCGUUAUACAAUACCAUGUUAUGAACCCUUGCCUUAUGUGAUAUCAAUGUCAUGCAUUAUAGAUGUUGCACUUUUGAAUGCCAUGUUUUUCCUUUAAUUCUCAUGGUUAACACUGGGAACCGUUCCGACGCUUGGUAAGUCAGAAAACCCAUGCACUGAUUACAGAUGUACAUCUGAGGAUGUUACUAGGAAUACAUGAAAUGAUGUAUAAUGACAAACUAUUCAUUUAUUAUUCAAUAAAGCCUUCUUCAAAGUUUG
Molecule: messenger RNA, 1807 nt
Organism: Esox lucius (northern pike)
Lineage: Eukaryota; Metazoa; Chordata; Actinopteri; Esociformes; Esocidae
Gene: spg21
Product: SPG21 abhydrolase domain containing, maspardin
Exons: 9
Coding region: 205-1128 (307 amino acids)
Cellular component (GO): cytosol; trans-Golgi network transport vesicle
Molecular function (GO): CD4 receptor binding
Source: RefSeq, a predicted model, not a curated record